This is a messenger RNA of Penicillium pulvis, 2793 nucleotides long. RefSeq lists its product as uncharacterized. Gene Ontology annotation, molecular function: beta-mannosidase activity. The record is from RefSeq and is a predicted model, not a curated record. The transcript has 5 exons. Lineage: Eukaryota; Fungi; Ascomycota; Eurotiomycetes; Eurotiales; Aspergillaceae. Gene Ontology annotation, biological process: carbohydrate metabolic process; glycoprotein catabolic process. The coding region runs from base 1 to 2793 and encodes 930 amino acids.
AUGCAUUUUUGGAUGAAGCUGGCACUGGCUGCUCUCCCAGUGACGGUGCAAUCUGUUGUGGGACAGCAUGUAGUUGACCUCACUGGCGAUGGCUGGACGGUCAGCAGCAAGGCUUUGAAUCUUUCGGUUCCGGGCCAUUUACCCUCGCAAGCACAUCUGGAUCUUUAUGCUGCUAAUGUUAUUGAUGAUCCAUACUAUGGUCUGAAUGAUUUCGACUUGCGUUGGAUCCCAGAUAACAAUUGGACAUACACAAGUCAUCCUUUGGGUGGAUUAUCCACCAACUCCAAAGCAUCGUGGCUUGUUUUUAACGGCCUGGAUACCUUUACCACAAUUGAGCUGUGCGGCCAAUUUGUCGGUACUACUGACAACCAGUUUCGUCAGUAUACCUUCGACGUCACUAAAAUCCUCAACAACUGCAAGAGCAAACCCGCUUUGUCGCUCAACUUCGGCAGCGCACCGAAAAUUGCCAAUGAGAUUGCUAAGAAUCCCGACUCCGAAAAGUGGCCCUAUGGUCCCCAACAGUUAUACGAGUUCCCGAACCGUUGGUAUAUUCGCAAAGAACAAUCAGACUUUGGCUGGGACUGGGGUCCAGCCUUUGCUCCAGCUGGCCCAUGGAGAGAUGCAUAUCUCGUACAAUUUGACCGCGAAGAGAGUGUUUAUGUCCUCAACACCGAUCUCGAUAUUUUCCGUCAAGGACAGAUUAACCAUCUUGCUCCGGAUCAGGGCAAACCUUGGGUUGUGAAUGCCAGCAUUGACUUCCUUGGGUCACUUCCAAGCCACCCUUCAAUGCACAUUGAGAUCAAGGAGGUCGAAUCAGGAAAGGUUAUCAAGUCCGGGGCCCUCGAAAAUGUCUAUACCUCCGGUCAAAGCAUCACAGGAAGUAUCACUGUCAGUGCUGAUGCGCCCAACCUCUGGUGGCCAACCGGCAUGGGCAAGCAGAAUCUCUACUAUGCUACCAUCACAAUCAAUGGCGAACAGGAAACCUUCGCCAGUGUCACCAAGCGUACCGGAUUCCGCACAAUCUUCCUCAACCGCCUUAACAUCACAGAUGAACAAUUAGCUCAAGGGAUCGCACCGGGCGCGAAUUGGCACUUCGAAAUAAAUGGCCAAGAAUUCUAUGCCAAGGGCUCAAACUUUAUCCCACCAGACGCUUUCUGGCCUAGAGUCACCGAAGAGAAAAUGCAACGACUUUUUGAUGCAGUUGUUGCCGGAAAUCAAAACAUGCUUCGAGUAUGGGCAUCCGGUGCCUACUCACCAGACUUUAUCUACGACAUUGCCGACGAGCGCGGUAUCCUCCUCUGGAGCGAGUUCCAAUUCAGUGACGCCAUGUACCCCGUCAACGAAAGCUUCCUAGAAGAUGUCGCAGCCGAGGUCUCUUACAACGUGAGACGAGUGAACCAUCAUCCUUCCCUCGCCCUGUGGGCCGGCGGGAAUGAGAUCGAAAGUCUCGAACUCCCUCUCAUCCAGGAGGCAGAUCCAAACCACUACUCCUACUGGGUCGGACAAUAUGAGCAGCUCUUCAUCAGCUUAAUUCUUCCACUCGUCUACGAGAACUCGCGUUCGAUUUCUUACAUGCCAAGCAGCACAAACAACGGCUACUUGUAUGUCAAUCUCUCGGCAACGGUGCCAAUGGCCGAACGCUACGACAAUACCACCGAUGGAGCCUAUUAUUCAGAUACAGACCAUUACAACUAUGACAGUAGUGUUGCGUUUGAUCUUAGCAGCUACCCCAUUGGCCGCUUUGCAAACGAAUUCGGCUUCCACAGCAUGCCAAGUCUGCAGACGUGGCGCCAGGCCGUCGAUGAAAAGGAUCUACACUUCAAUAGUAGCACUGUUAUGCUUCGAAACCAUCACUACCCAGCUGGUGGUACCUUUACACAAAAUUACAAGAAUUCAUCAAUGGGAAUGGCCGAAAUGACCAUGGCAGUGGAGCAAUACUAUCCCAUCCCACAUAAGGAGAAUUCUGUCGCCAAUUUCAGUGCCUGGUGCCACGCAACCCAGAUCUUCCAGGCCGACAUGUAUAAGAGUGAAAUCCAAUUCUACCGUCGUGGUAGUGGAAUGCCCGAGCGUCAGCUUGGGUCCUUGUACUGGCAACUCGAGGAUAUCUGGCAAGCUCCCACUUGGGCGGGUAUCGAGUAUGAUGGCCGGUGGAAGGUCCUUCACUACGUUGCUCGAGAUAUCUACAAACCUGUCAUCAUUGCGCCGUACUGGAAUUAUACAACCGGGGGUCUUUCCAUCUAUGUCACCUCUGAUCUAUGGGAGACUGCGCGUGGAACUGUGAACUUGACCUGGGUCGACCUAGCUGGCAAGAGCAUUCCGGGUAAUGCGAACACUCCCAUGUCGACGCAGUUCACUAUUGGUGGUCUUAACACUACCAAGAUCUUUGAGGCCAGUAUCUCGGAUCUGGAUCUUCCAGACAAUACCAAUGCUGUCCUGGUGAUGUCGGUGACGGCACAUGGUCGUCUCCCGAACAUGCAGGACGUGACUGCCUUCACACAUCAAAAUACAUUUACCCCUGUGUUCUCGAAUGAGCUUUCACUGGUUGAUCCUAAGCUUGAGAUCUCUCAUGAUGCAAAGACGGGCUUGUUUACUGUUGAGGCGAAGAAUGGCGUGUCCCUUUACACUUGGUUAGAUUAUCCGGCUGGCGUUGUUGGGUACUUCGAUGACAACUCGUUUACUCUUCUUCCUGGGGAGAAGAGACAAAUCGGUUUCACUGUACAGAAAGAUGAAACGGGUGGGAAGUGGGUUGAGGGAGUGACGGUCCAGAGUAUUUGGGAUCAGUCGACAAACUAA